AUGUCCUCUAACCUGUUAGACUGGAAGUCCUCUACAUACAACAGAUCUCCUACAGUUGGUGGCUUUGAAGAGUGCAAGCAAGUGUCAUCUCCUAUCCAGACCUUUCCUUCCGCUGAACUGCAUGUUCAGUGCACUGCUUUAGAUAGGUUGACAGGUGGUUCAACAAUUGUCCUGCAUCAUCCUGGUGCUACACCUCCAGGCUUGGACAUCUCUCCUGAGAACCUCAAGGCUGAAGUCUAUAUCAAUCCCAAAGUGCUCUCGGAGCAUCGUGAGCUUCACUUGGUUGUCGCUCAAAUUUCUCAACUCUUCAUCGCUAACUACGCAACACCUUUGGCCCAAGCCUUCGCAGAAAAUCGUAUUCGCAACAAUUGGAAAGGCAGUGGCCCAGUCUCUCAAAUGCCUUCGAAAGGCAAAACAACGUCAAAAGGCAAACAAGCUGAUACCACACCUCUUAUUCCCUCACCUAUUUCACCAUCAUCAGCGCAUUUCACUUUUUAUGGACGUCCUCGAGGCUCUUUAGAAGGUCUCAUGACUUCGACCUCCAAUAUCUUAUUGUAUAUACCAUCCUACGACAGCAGAAUCACGUGGAAGCCAACUCAGAUCCGAUUAAUGCAUACUCAGGAGAGCAAGGGUCAUCAGGUCCGCAAAGAGGGACCAAGUAGGAGGACUGUCGUAUUAGCACAUGAUCACAGUGCAUGUCAGGCCUGGAGACAUUACCCUCCUACAACUCCUACGAGGAGCAAAAGCACAUCCUUCAAAUUACCCACACCCACGUCGAUCACUGCUAGGCCCCCAUCUGAUUUGCGGCAUUAUAGUGUGCUGACGCUUGUUCCUUUUGGGAAUGAAACGGAGGUAGUCCUAGAAGAGCUAGGCUACCCAGAUCAUUUUCAUCAGGUCUGCAUAUCAAUCGGCAAAGAUUACCUUCCAAAGCGGUGGUUUUUGAAAUUGCAGGAAGUUGCUGAGAUCUUGGAGGAGCACGCAGAGGCUAUUGCAAAUGCUAUGUUGACUGAUUCUCAGGAACUGCUCGCUCGCACAAUCCUCGCUGGUUGGUUCCUUGAACACGCACCCCAAUUUGGCAGUCUAAGUUUAAACAACCUCGACUGCCGCUACCUUGAGAGGUUAUCGCUUGGUUCUGUUAUCCACCACCACAAACGCAACAAGACAAGUGCCUGGCAUGCCUAUAUGCACUUCAAAGGCAUCCAGAACAAUGCCAACAAAAGCUUCAGUGAGAAGUCAAAUAUCGCUGAUCUCGCGAAGGGCGAAACUAAGUACCAUCAACUUACCACUGAGGAGAAGGCGCAGCUUAUAAUUGACUUUGACAAAGUCAAGAAGAGUUCUCAGGAUCGUCCUCCGAACAUCACUACUAGAUCGCGUGCUGCUAAUGUUCCCAGAGCUUCCAGUUGGUGA
This is a messenger RNA of Suillus discolor, 1407 nucleotides long. RefSeq lists its product as uncharacterized. The transcript is spliced from 6 exons. Bases 1 to 1407 code for a protein of 468 amino acids. NCBI's taxonomy places the organism in Eukaryota, Fungi, Basidiomycota, Agaricomycetes, Boletales, Suillaceae. The record is from RefSeq and is a predicted model, not a curated record.